AUGGAUCCGUCCGCGCCCCUCUUUCCCGUUCCCUCGUCCUGCUCCCCCGCGCCCCAAGACUCCGACCGGGCUUUCCUCAUGGCGUCGGCGGCGACCGCGACGCGCAAGCGCCCGGCGCCCGACGGCACGGACACCGGUGGUGGUGGUGCCGGCCGCAAGAGCAAGCAGGCGCGGAUGAUCACGCUGGGGAGCAUCGGCGACUACGAGACGCAGGAGGCGAUCGGGGCGGGCAGCUUCGGCGUGGUGGUCAAGGCGCGGCACCGCGGCACGGGCGAGGCGGUGGCCAUCAAGUGUGCCCGCAAGGCGCCCAAUAGCAACAGCAACCUCCGCCGCAUCCUCCGUGAGGCCGGCUGCAUGGCGGCGUGCCGCGGCCACCCGUCGAUCGUGGGCAUCCGGGACGUCGUCGUGGACGCGGCCACCGGGGACGCUUUCCUCGUCAUGGAGCUCGUCGCCGGCGGCAGCCUGCUGCGCCUGCAGAGGACGCGGCCGCGCUUCUCGGAGGGCGAGACCCGCGCGUUCAUGCGGCAGCUCCUGCGCGGCGCAUCGCGGAUGCACGGCGCCGGGAUCAUCCACCGCGACAUCAAGCCCGGCAACAUCCUCGUGAGCGGAGGCGGCUUCGCGCUCAAGAUCUGCGACCUGGGGCUCGCCACGCCGACGGCGAGGCCGGCCGAGGGGACGGCGACGGCGUACGCGUACCCGGAGCGCCGCGUGGGCACGCUACUCUACCGCUCGCCGGAGCAGCUGGCGGGCCGCCGGGACUACGGCCCCGGCGUCGACGUCUGGGCGCUCGGGUGA
Miscanthus lutarioriparius is the source of this 795-nucleotide messenger RNA. Lineage: Eukaryota; Viridiplantae; Streptophyta; Magnoliopsida; Poales; Poaceae. The record is from the annotation of a GenBank genome assembly.